Messenger RNA from Ectocarpus siliculosus, 2542 nucleotides. The record is from the annotation of a GenBank genome assembly. NCBI's taxonomy places the organism in Eukaryota, Phaeophyceae, Ectocarpales, Ectocarpaceae.
AUGGAGAGCGGCAACAUCACACGACAGGAGGCCGUGAGCAUGCUGCCCCCGCUCUUUCUCGACGUUCAACCGAAGCACUUGGUGCUCGACAUGUGUGCAGCCCCGGGCUCGAAGACUGCGCAGCUGAUGGAGAUGGUUUCCGCUCCUUCCGCCACCGCCGCGGCGGCUGGCGGGGGGGGAGGGGGAGACGGCGGACCGGACGGGGAGGUGGGGUUGGUGGUGGCGAAUGACAGCGACCGCGACCGCGCGUACAUGCUGGCGCACCAGUGCAAGAGGGUCCAGAGCCCGGCCAUCUGCAUCACGUGGUGCUCAGCGCAGUCGCUGCCGAACCUUGGGGCCGCGGGGGCGGAGAGGGGCUCGGACAAAGGCGUCUUCGAUCGGGUCCUAGCUGACGUGCCGUGCAGCGGGGACGGCACUCUACGCAAGCAGCCUGCGAUCUGGAGGACGUGGACAGUGGCCGGGGGCCUCGGGCUGCACCCCCUGCAGCUUCUCAUUACCCUCCGCGGGGCCGCCAUGCUCAAGAUCGGUGGCAAGAUGGUAUACUCGACGUGCUCGCUAAACCCCAUCGAAGACGAAGCGGUGGUGGCGGAGGUGCUACGGCGCUGCGGGGGCAACCUCGAACUGGAGGAUUGCCGCAGCACGCUUCCAGGCCUAAAGACUCGCCCCGGGCUCCACACCUGGCCCGUGCUCACCGGUUCGGCCCGUUUCAAGGGCGUCAAGAACAACCACCGCAGCAACAGCGGCAAGGAAGGGGGCGCCGCGGGAUCAAGCUCAAUCCCCCCGACCGGCGCCGAAGCAAAUGCCGGUGCCCCCUCUAGCGAGGAUAAGCGGGGGGGCGAGGAGGCGGCAACGGGUGAUGGGGCGGCGGGAGGGGGGCAGAAGGAGGAGGAGGAGGAGGAGCAGGCCGGGGGGUUCACGGAGCCAGCGGUGGCUUCCGAUGCCCCGCUGGAGGACGCGAUCAAGGCCGGGCUUCGCCACCACCCUAGCUUCGCUGAGGUCGAUACAGCCACCACCAGAAAGAUGAUCCCGAGCUUCUUCCCUCCUGACGAAGACAAGGCGAAGGCCCUGAGGCUGGAGCGGUGCAUGCGGAUGCUACCCCAGGAUCAGGACACGGGGGGCUUCUUCGUGGCGGUCAUGGUCAAGACCGGUCCCAUCUUGUGGCAGGACCUCAUCGCCCCAGGCGAAGAUCUCGCCGGGGAAGCGGGAGUAGACCCCCCUACCACCGCCGCCGCCACCACCGAAAGCGCAACACCAUCGACCGCAGAUGCCUCUGAGCCAGAGAAGACGCCUGCCAAGGUCACGGCGGCAGCUGGUGAUGUACCAACAACGGCGACGGCAACCACGGACGCCCCCGCCAGCGGACAGAAUGAGGACCAACGGGCAGGCGGGGAGAAAACGGGGACCGGGGGGGGCGGCGGAAAGGGGGCCGGGGGAAGGGGGGGUACCGCUCGCGGGUGGGGGGAUAGGGGCCGCGGGGGCGGGCGGGGCAGGGGGAGGGGGAGGGGGAGGGGGAGGACGAACGCAGAGCGGCCGCAAGACGCCGAACGCGAGGAGUACGUCAAGCUCGAGGAGGACCAGUGGCCUCAGAUCAAGACGUGGUUCGGCAUGCGGGACGACUUUCCAGUGGACCGUCUCUACACCAGGAAGGCUGGGUCCCGGACCAUCUCCUACGUGGCUCCCGCGACCAAGCGGUAUCUUCUCGACGACCCCGCUGGCUCUCGUCUCCAGAUGAUACACACGGGCGUGAAGGUGUUUGAGAGGAACAGCCAGGCGCGCUGCGCGAUAGAGUUCCGUGUGUGCCAGGAGGGUCUCGGGGUCGUGCUCCCUUACAUGACCAAGCGGGUCACGAGGCGAGCGUCGGCGGAGGACAUCUCAAGGGCCCUUGACGGCAUCGCGGUGCCGGUGUCGUCCCUCUCGCCCCCGGUCGUGGCCGACCUGGAGGGGCAGGAGGAGGGCAUCUUCGUGUUCGUGCACACGGUCAAGAACACCGGCAAGGUCUUCACCGCCUGCGUUUGGAAGGGGCGUGCCGACCACAUCUCCUCCAUGAUUAACAAAGACCUCCUAACCGGCAUGAGGAUCGAAAUGAAGUCUCUCGGUGUCUACGUGCCCAAGGCCGAAGAACAAGAAGCGGCGGGAUCGACUAAAAAAGCGGAGGAACCCAGCGGCGACCUUCCCCCUGGCGCCGGGGGAACCGCGGAAUCUGUUAACCCCCCGAGUGUACCCACCGCCGCCGCUGAGAGCACCGGAGCGGCUGCAACUUCAACUACUCCAGUAGAACCAAAUAGUAGCACCGAGUAGUGUUAUAUAAGCCCAGGAGUGUCGGGUUCUACGAUAGCAAGUUUCAGGUAGGGGGGGGUACUAUUGGUAGAUACUGGGGUCGUGAGGCGGCGUUGAAAAGUGGAUUUGUUUGGGCACCAACGUUGGAUCGCAGAAAAAAAAUAUGCCUUCUUGAUUGCUCUGGUCGUGCUAUAUGUCAAUUGGGGCUUGAUCUUGGUCGUCAAACAUGCGCGAACAGAUACAUGUGGCUUCUUCUGUGCGUGCC